This is a messenger RNA of Theobroma cacao (cacao), 534 nucleotides long. Lineage: Eukaryota; Viridiplantae; Streptophyta; Magnoliopsida; Malvales; Malvaceae. The record is from RefSeq and is a predicted model, not a curated record.
AUGGUUCCAACUAAGGAGUCAUUAAUCAAGAAGAUGCUGAAGAGGGUUCGAGCCGAAGGUGGAGAGUGUGUUCAAAAUGGUGGAGAACAUAUCAAGAGAAGGCGUGUGGAACGUGAAAAUUGUGUGUUCCGUGGGCAGUCUAAGAGUGAAAACUUUUCCAAGCUAGUUUUAGAUACUCUUCACCAGUAUUUGAUUGCAGAUUUCCACCCACUGCUUUCAGUCUCCCUCUUUCAACAGGUCAUUCCUUGGGGUGAUUUGGAUUCACUAGCAAUGCUACAAAGGCCAUUAGAUGUCGAUAUCCUUGUAACUGGUCGCACCUAUCAGUUCAAAGCAUACAAGCAUGAGGGUGGUGUCGUCAUAAACCCUGGCUCCCCCACUGUUGCAUAUAGUAGUUUCACAUACGAUGUAAAGCCAAGCUUUGCGUUCAUGGACAUCGAUGGCUUGAGCAUUGGGGUAUAUGUGUAUGAACUGAUUGACAAAAUUGAUUUUAAGAAGACAGCCACCAGUGGUUCAGCACGUAACCUAUUACUUUGA